This is a messenger RNA of Nerophis ophidion (straightnose pipefish), 4600 nucleotides long. RefSeq names its product STE20-like kinase a (gene slka). The coding region runs from base 389 to 3790 and encodes 1133 amino acids. The transcript is spliced from 20 exons. The record is from RefSeq and is a predicted model, not a curated record. Gene Ontology annotation, molecular function: ATP binding; protein serine/threonine kinase activity. Gene Ontology annotation, biological process: protein phosphorylation. Lineage: Eukaryota; Metazoa; Chordata; Actinopteri; Syngnathiformes; Syngnathidae.
UACCUUAGAGUAUGGUGGUCAGCUAACGGAGGGCGGGGGCGCGUCUUGGAGUUCCAUAAUGGCUGUGACGUUAAAUUAAGGCGCGUCGCCACUUUGAAGCUUACGCUCGUCGUGUCUAUUCGAAUGUUUCAGACACAACCAAGAGGAAUACCAUUUUUUCAGUUUUUUGGCGGAACACGUAACCCCCUCCUCCCGCCCCCCUCCACUCCGCGUCCGCCGCCCGCAUGACGGACACUCGCUCGCAGACGCCAGCCGCGGCCGGUGGAAAUUGGACGGCGUGAAAUGACAACAUUGUCGCCACUCCAGAGCUUGAAUCAGCGAUAGAAGGACGCUGUGCUGACACCCCUCCCAGGUCCUAAAAAAAAAAAAAACAACCAAAAAAAAAAAGAUGUCUUUUUUUAAUUUUCGCAAGAUCUUCAAGCUCGGCCCCGACCGGAAGAAGAAGCAGUACGAGCACGUGCACAGAGACGUCAACCCCGAGGAGAUCUGGGACAUCAUCGGGGAACUUGGCGAUGGAGCCUUCGGGAAAGUCUACAAGGCCCAGAACAAGCUCAACGGCACCCUCGCCGCCGCCAAGGUUAUCGACACAAAGACGGAGGAUGAGCUGGAAGACUACAUGGUGGAAAUUGACAUCCUGGCCUCUUGCAACCACCAUCACAUUGUCCAACUGCUGGACGCCUUCUACUUCGAAGGGAAACUUUGGAUCCUCAUUGAGUUCUGUGCGGGCGGCGCAGUGGACGCCAUCAUGCUGGAACUGGAGAGGCCCCUCACGGAGCCUCAGAUACGUGUGGUGUGCAAGCAGACCUUGGAGGCCUUGGUCUACCUCCACGAGAACAAGAUCAUCCACAGAGACCUGAAGGCCGGCAACAUUCUCCUCUCCCUGGAUGGAGAAGUGAAACUUGCGGAUUUUGGUGUUUCUGCGAAAAAUACAAAGACCUUGCAGAGGAGAGAUUCCUUCAUCGGCACGCCGUACUGGAUGGCUCCAGAGGUGGUGAUGUGUGAGACCUCCAAGGACCGCCCGUACGACUACAAGGCGGACAUCUGGUCCCUGGGGGUGACCCUGAUCGAGCUGGCGCAGGUCGAGCCGCCCAACCACGAGAUGAAUCCCAUGAGAGUGCUGCUGAAAAUAGCCAAGUCCGAGCCGCCCACACUUAUGCAUCCCUCUCGCUGGACACCGCAAUUCAGCGACUUUCUCCGCAGAGCACUUGACAAGAACGUGGACAAUCGGUGGAGCCCCCUGCAGCUGCUACAGCAUCCUUUUGUCACCAGCGUCGUCGACAGCAAACCUCUGCGGGAGCUCAUCGCCGAGGCCAAAGCAGAGGUCACCGAGGAGAUCGAGGACAGCAAAGAGGAGGAGGAGGAGGAGGAGCCUGAUACACCUCUGUCGGGUCCUGGACACAAGAGAGCACCGUCAGACGCCAGCAUGGCGAGCUCAGAGGAGGACAAGGCUCCGCCCACGCCCUCCACGCUGGAAUCGGUCACAGAAAAGACGGAGGCUGAGCCGGCCAAAGACGAGCUCUCGGACGAAGGUCUCGGGACAAGCGAGGCCGACAAGGCGGAGGAGGAGGAGAAGCUCGAUGAGGUGCCGGACGCCAGUAGUGAAGACACGGUCCCGCAAGAGCGUACGGAGCCAGAGGGCCGAGCUGAUGAGGUUUCUACGUCCGCGGAAGAGCUGGUGACAGAUGUUCAGACAAAGGACGAAAAGGAAAAUGAUUCUCCCCAAGUGUUAGAAAUAACAAAAGAGCCGGAAGAAGUGACCAAAGAAGAAUUGGAAGAGUCAAAUCCGGCAAUCGCCGACUCCACAGAAUCCGAGGAAGCCCUUGAGGUUGCACGUGCCAAACCAGAAUCUGCGUCCCAGGAACUGGACGUGGAGCAAGUCGGCAAACCGGAUGAGAUGCUUCAGCACGAGUUGGCAAAUGGAACAGAGGUCAGUGUUGACAGCGAAGGCAAUAAAGAAGUAGUGGACACCAACAUGAACGUAGCCGCACAAACCAAGCCCAGUGAGGACCAGGAGAGGCCGGAAGCAGACGAGAAGACUUCAAAGCCGUCAGAUCAGGAUCUGCGGACUACGAACGGAGUCUGCGAUGACGCCACUGAGGAUGCGGGACGAGCGCUCCCAAUUGGGGAGGAGGAACCCACUCCGGCAGAAGACAGCACCAUCCAAAGUAUCCCAGAGAGCGACUCAGAGACCAAGGCAGAGCAAGGAAGUCCUGCUGUGAGAUGCCAGGAUAUGGAGAAGGACUCUGACUCCGGAAGUAGCUCAGCUGCAGACAGCAGCAGUCUAGACCUCAACCUGUCCAUCUCCAGCUUCCUGUCCAAGAGCAAAGACGGAGGAGGUUCAGUGUCUGUACAGGAGUUAAAACGCCAGAAGAAGACUCUGAAAAAAACGCGCAAGUUCAUGGUGGACGGCGUGGAAGUCAGCGUGACCACGUCGAAGAUAGUGACGGAUGACGACGCCAAGAACGAGGAGAUGAGGUUCCUAAGGCGGCAGGAGCUGCGAGAGCUGCGCCUGCUGCAGAAAGAGGAGCAGCGAGCUCAGCAGCAGCUCAGCAACAAGCUGCAGCAGCAGAGAGACCAGAUCUUGCGGCGCUUUGAGCAGGAAACGACAGCCAAGAAGCGCCAGUACGACCAGGAAGUAGAGGGCAUGGAGAGGAAGCAAAAGCAGACCAUCGAGCGCCUGGAGCAGGACCACACCAGCCGCUUGCGGGACGAAGCCAAGCGCAUCAAAGCGGACCAGGACAAGGAACUCUCCAAGUUCCAGAACAUGCUGAAGAACAAGAAGAAAGAGGCCAAACAGGAAGUUGGACAGUCACCAAAACACAUGCGAAAAGAGCUCAUGAAGCGCUUAAAGGAGGACCUAACGCUUCUUAAGACGGCUGAGGCAGUGGCCCAGGUUAUGAUACAGUCUUUUCAGUUGUCCUCAUGCGCACUCUUCAAUGCUCAGAUGCAGGAUGAGCAGGAGUUCCUGCAGAAGCAGCAGCAGGAGCUGGAUGGCGAGCUGAAGAAGAUCAUCCAGCAGCACAAGGUGGAGAUCGCCACCAUCGAGAGGGACUGUCUCAACCACAAGCAGCAGCUGAUGAGAGCCCGGGAGGCGGCCAUGUGGGAGCUGGAGGAGCGCCACCUGCAGGAGAAGCACCAGCAGCUGAAGCAGCAGCUGAAGGACCAGUACUUCCUGCAGAGGCACCAGCUGCUGAAGCGCCACGAGAAAGAGAUGGAGCAGAUGCAGCGCUACAACCAGCGGCUGGUGGAGGAGAUGAAGAACAAGCAGACCCAGGAGCGAGUCCGCCUGCCCAAGAUCCAGCGCAGCGACGGCAAGACGCGCAUGGCCAUGUUCAAGAAGAGCCUGCGCAUCGCCGCCUCGGCCGUGAUCACGCCCGAGCAGGAGCGCGAGCGCGUCAAGCAGUUUGCUUGUCAAGAGGAGAAGAGGCAGAAGAACGAGCGCCUCCAUCAACACCAGAAACAUGAGAACCAGAUGAGAGAUCUUCAGCUGCAGUGUGACUCAAACAUCAGAGAACUGCAGCAGCUACAGAAUGAGAAGUGUCACCUCCUCAUCGAACACGAGACCCAGAAGCUGAAGGAACUCGACGAGGAGCACGGCCAGGAGAUCAGAGAGUGGCGAGACAAGCUGAGACCCAGGAAGAAGGCCCUGGAGGAGGAGUUCACGCGCAAGCUGCAGGAGCAGGAGGUCUUCUUCCAGAUGAGCGGCGAGUCGGAGUGCCUUAACCCCACCGCCCAGAGCCGUGUCUCCAAGUUUUACCCAAUCCCGCAUCUGCACAGCUCCGGCUCGUAGGACUCGUAAGUUCUCAGAAAAUGUCUUUUUUUUUUUUUUUUUUUUUUUGGGGGGGAGGAAGCAUGUUUUGAAUUGAAAAGCCUGCAGAUGGCGGUUCUUGUUCGGUUACGGAUUCUCUCCAGUGCCUCCUGCAAAACGUUUAGACGUCCUUCGGUUUUUGCACUCGGGUCACAUUCCUCCAUGUUGCACCGACGGGUGGAGUCUACUUCCUGGAGGCCCUCUGCUUAUUCCCCGUGCACAUGAGAAGGAAUGGAAGUGUCGUCGCCACAUUGGGUGGAAAAAAAAAAAUCCAAAUAUGCAGUACCAAUCAUGCUUAAAAUCAUCUUUUUAGUUUAUUUUAAUGACCACUCUUCUUUGGUUUUUAAUACUUGACUAACUUAUACCAUCUUGCUCAGAAACUUUGCUGGAUUUUUAUUUGGGAUUCUUUUACACCAAAACCGUCGUCAUAGAUAUAUAUUUUUAACACCUUUUUUUUUUUUGGUUUUCGGACAAAUAGUGCAGGUGGAAGUGUCAAUGGGAUGUAUUUGUUGUAAAUAAAAUAUAAUAAAUACAGUAAAACGAGGCUGGUGGUACUUUUUAUAAUUUAUUGUUUGAAAAUGUGAAGGACAACAAAGUCAGUGAGCUCAUACAAAAAUAUACAAUCUAAAUCCCCUCAAACUAGCAUUUGGCUUUUUUAAAAAUGUUUUGGAUUCAAGUCAACAAUCAGUCAUAAGCGCACUAACUUACUGCAACAUUUGAAAUAUUUUAUACAACAAACAGUAAUUGACCUCAAUACAGUAGAAUAGUUGUUUUUCUUCUAAGGAGCUAAAA